Messenger RNA from Orbicella faveolata, 642 nucleotides. RefSeq lists its product as uncharacterized. The record is from RefSeq and is a predicted model, not a curated record. Lineage: Eukaryota; Metazoa; Cnidaria; Anthozoa; Scleractinia; Merulinidae.
UUUUAUUCAAGCCACAGAGCGGCGAACAGUGCAGUUAACGGGACUGUUUAUCCGCUCCACGCGGCUUACCGCGAAAAUUCUGGCGCGCUGGCACCAUAUUAUUACCAAACGGACAGUAGUCACGGUCCACGAUUAGGUCUCAUACGAGGGUACCACCGUCAUAUGUACGAACCGAUACCCCAGCAGGGACCGUGUUGUGACUGCGCCCCCGAUCGCUCAAAAGGAGCGCAAUCAUCUGAAUGUUGUAACUGGGGAGUGGCUUGUGGUUGUGUACUGUUGAUAAUCGGGGUCAUAGCAAUUCUGAUGGGGUUUAUGGUGCCUCAAAAGCCUCAAAAAAGUCGCCACUCCCAUGUGUCGCACGAGGAAAGAAAAGAAUUGCAUCAGAUCAAUCUUUUCAUUGAUAUUUUUGUCAUAUCAGGACUUUCAGUCCUCUCUAUCGGAGGUUUGCUCAUUUCUGUAGCCCUGUUACUGCCUCUACUCAGGCGAAGGACCGAGCACCGAUGCGAAGAACCGAUCAAAUAUUUCGGCAGCGAGGUUUACGUGAAAUCCGAACAGCUACCGCUGGCAAAGUCCGGAGCGCCUUCAAUAGAUCUGGGUUUUCACAAGGAUGUUGUUCCAGGCGAUUUGUUCUACACGUUCUGA